AUGGCUGAACAUCUUGCUAGAGGGAAUCAAUAUCAAUACACUGCCAAUUCUAAUCUUGUUCUUCAGGCUAAUAGAUCUGAACUACCACGCAGAGAUCAUGAGCCUUCAGGAGAGCCAGAGUCCUUAUGGGGUAAAAUUAAUCCAAAAGAUUUUGGCACUAGAGCUCAAAGGGAUACUGUAAAAAAUUUGCAAGCUAAAAAGACAAAGGCCCUGAAAUCUGCUGAUGCUGAAGAAAGAAAGAAUCGACGAAAAGAAGAAAACGCGUUAAAGAAGGCAUAUGGUUAUUCUAAUGUUCUUGCUGCUACUGAAUAUUUUGAUGGCUUGUCUUAUAGACCAAGAACAAAAGAAACACGUGAAACUUACGAAUUAAUUUUGGCCUUUGUUCACCAAAAUCUUGGUGAUCAGGCACAAGACGUGAUUCGAAGUGCUGCUGAUGAUAUUUUACAAGUUUUAAAAGAUGAUAAACUUAAAGAUUUUGAUAAAAAAAAAGCAAUUGAAAAUGUUAUUGGGGCUAUAACUUCUGAUCGGUUUGCCCAAUUGGUAAACCUUGGAAAAAAAAUUACAGAUUAUUACUCUGGUGAUCAAAUGGACUUGGAUAAAGAUAAUGAACUCGCUGGUGAGAUUGACGAUGAAUUAGGUGUAGCAGUUGUAUUUGAUGAUGAGGAAGAUGAUUAUGAGGAUGAAUACGGAAAAUAUGAAGUAGAGUCUGAAGAAGAGGAGGAUGAGGAUGGUGUAGAAGCUGAAACUACAGGUGUCUUGGGUGUGGGCCAAAUUGAUGAUGAAGAAAAAGGUUCCAUGUCAGAUGAAGAUAAUGAAGGUUUUCGAACUGUUAUUGGUCCAGAAACGACAAAAUCAAAGAAAAUAGUUGGUUCACAAGACGUGCAAAAAGUAACUCCACACGAUAUAGACGCUUUCUGGCUCCAACGUUUAGUGUCAAAUUAUUAUUCUGAUCCACAUACAGCACAAGAUAAAACCACCAAAACUUUACAAAUUCUUGAGUCUGGUAUUAAUACACGAGAUUGUGAAAACGAGUUAAUGAACUUAUUCGAUUAUGAUAAAUUCGAUCUUGUUAAAGUUUUAACUAGAAAUAGAGAAUUAAUUUUAUGGUGUACAAAACUCGCUAAAGCUGGUACAGAGGGUGUAGAGCGACAAAAUGUCGAACAUGAAAUGCGAGAACGUGGAUUAGAAUGGAUUCUUAAAGAUCUUGGUGGUGAAAGAAUUCGUCGAGGUGAAGGCGCUGCACGGAAAGGUGUAGUCGAGGAUGCAAUGGAAAUUGAUGAAAAGCCAGCUAUUGCGCAUGGUCCUGUGCCUGCGGCUGUUAAAGCUACAUUACCUCCCACUACAGUAGUACCAAAAAAUGUAAUUGACCUUGAAUCUUUGAUGUUUACGCAAGGUGGACAUUUAAUGUCUAAUAAAAAGUGUAAGCUUCCCGAUGGAUCAUUUAAACGUUCUAUGAAAGGAUACGAAGAGAUCCAUGUGCCUGCACCUAGGCCAAAACCCUUCGCUGAUGAUGAAAAACUCUUUUCGAUUAGUGAAUUGCCUGAAUGGACGCAAGCAGCCUUUAAAGGUGCAAGAACGCUCAAUCGUAUUCAAAGUAAGCUCUAUCCGGUUGCAUAUGGUGGAGACGAUAAUUUAUUACUCUGUGCUCCAACUGGAUCAGGUAAAACUAAUGUUGCCAUGCUUUGUAUUCUCAAUGAAAUCAACAAGAAUCGUGAUGAAGAAACUGGCAUCAUCGAUAACGACGCAUUUAAGAUCGUAUAUAUUGCGCCGAUGAAAGCUCUUGUGCAAGAAAUGGUUGGAAAUUUUUCAUCAAGACUUCAACCCUUUGGUAUUAAAGUUUCAGAGUUGACUGGUGACCGACAACUUACUAAGCAACAGAUAUCUGAGACUCAAAUAAUAGUCACAACACCAGAAAAGUGGGAUGUAAUAACAAGAAAAGCCACAGAUCGGAGCUAUACAAAUCUCGUUAGACUAAUCAUCAUUGAUGAAAUACAUUUACUUCAUGAUGAUCGUGGUCCAGUUAUAGAAAGCAUUGUUUCCAGAACUAUUCGUCAUAUGGAGCAAACACAAGAAAUAAUUCGAUUAGUGGGUCUUUCAGCAACGCUACCUAAUUACGCUGAUGUGGCCAGCUUUUUACGUGUAAAUCCAGAAAAAGGCUUGUUUCAUUUUGAUAGUACUUUUAGACCAUGUCCUUUAAAACAAGAAUUCAUUGGAGUGACUGAAAAAAAGGCCAUCAAAAGAUUUCAGGUUAUGAAUGAAGUAACUUACACUAAAGUUAUGGAUCAAGCUGGUAAAAACCAAGUGUUAAUAUUUGUACAUUCACGUAAAGAAACUGCAAAAACUGCGAAAACAGUUCGAGAUAUGGCAUUAGAAAAAAAUACGAUCGGUCAAUUUCUACGAGAAGAUUCAGCUAGUCGCGAAAUUUUACAAACUGAGUCUGCAACUGUCAAAGAUGCAAAUCUUCAGGACUUGUUACCUUAUGGAUUUGCGAUUCAUCAUGCUGGUAUGACAAGAGCAGAUCGUACUUUGGUAGAAGAACUAUUUGCAGACGGACACAUCCAAGUUCUUGUUUCUACUGCUACUCUGGCUUGGGGUGUAAAUUUACCUGCGCAUUCGGUCAUUAUAAAGGGUACACAAAUAUAUUCUCCUGAAAAAGGCCGUUGGGUUGAAUUAAGUCCCCAAGAUGUACUUCAAAUGCUGGGUCGGUCUGGUCGUCCUCAAUUUGAUACGUUUGGUGAGGGCAUAAUAAUCACAUCACAUACAGAACUCCAAUAUUAUUUGUCUCUUUUGAAUCAACAAUUGCCCAUAGAAAGUCAAUUCAUCAGUAAAUUGGCUGAUAAUUUGAAUGCGGAAAUAGUUUUAGGUACUGUUCGAAAUCGUGAUGAGGCAGUACAAUGGUUAGGAUAUACAUACCUGUACAUAAGAAUGUUACGUAAUCCAGCAUUAUAUGGCAUCUCUCUGGAUCAAUUGGACGAAGAUUCCUAUCUUGAACAAAAACGUGUCGAUUUGAUACAUUCCGCCGCUUUAUUUUUAGACAAAUCUAAUUUAAUAAAAUAUGAUAAAAAGACUGGCAGAUUUCAGGUAACAGAAUUAGGUCGAAUUGCUUCGCAUUUUUAUAUUACACAUACAUCAAUGGCAACCUAUAAUCAACACCUGAAACCAAUGAUGGGUCAUAUUGAAUUAUUUCGAGUAUUUGCACUUUCCGACGAAUUUAAGUACAUACCAGUACGUGAAGAGGAGAAGCUAGAGUUGUCAAAAUUGUUAGAACGUGUACCGAUCCCCGUUAAAGAAGGCAUUGAAGAACCGACUUCUAAAAUAAAUGUUCUUUUGCAAGCCUACAUUUCACAACUCAAACUGGAAGGUUUCGCUUUAGUUUCAGACAUGGUUUACGUAACUCAGUCAGCAAGUAGAAUUCUCAGAGCUAUGUUUGAAAUCUGUCUCAAGCGUGGUUGGUCACAAUUAUCGAGAAGGGCUUUAGAUUUAUGUAAAAUGGUAGAGAAACGCAUGUGGCUCUCAAUGUCACCUUUACGCCAGUUCAAGCAAAUCUCUUCGGAGGUUAUCAAAAGAAUUGAAAAAAAAGAUUUUCCUUGGGAAAGAUACUUUGACCUUAAUCCUCAAGAAAUAGGGGAACUAGUUGGUAUUCCAAAAGGUGGCAAAACUAUAUAUAAAUAUGUGCACCAAUUUCCCAAACUAGAAUUGCAAACUUUCGUGCAACCCAUUACUAGGUCGUUGUUGAGAGUUGAGCUCAAAAUUACACCGGAUUUCCAGUGGGAAGAACAAGUUCAUGGGACUGGGGAGGCGUUUUGGGUAUUGGUUGAAGAUGUGGAUGGAGAGGUAAUUUUAUAUCACGAUUCCUUUAUUCUCAAGCAAAGAUAUGCUGAGGAGGAUCACAUAAUAACAUUCACAGUCCCGUUGUUUGAGCCUCUUCCACCUAACUACUUUAUAUCCGUGAUAGCUGAUCGAUGGUUACAUUGUGAAACAAAAUUACCCAUUUCUUUCAGACAUUUGAUACUGCCAAAAAAGUAUCCACCUCAUACUGAAUUGCUUGAUUUGCAACCCUUACCCGUUACAGCUUUGCGUAAUCGCGAGUGCGAAGCCGUAUAUAGUGAAUGGGUUGAUAAGUUUAAUCCUAUUCAAACACAAGUAUUCAAUGCAUUGUAUAAUUUAGAUGACAAUGUGUUUGUUGGUGCUCCUACUGGAAGUGGAAAGACUGUGUGUGCCGAAUUUGCACUUCUUCGUUUGUGGUCGAGGCCAAACCCUGGAAGAUGUGUUUAUAUUGCACCAUUCCAAGAGGUUGUUGAUCUUCAAUUGAUCGAAUGGAGGCAAAAAUUUGGUAAAAUACAAAAAAAUAUAGUAUCGCUUACUGGGGAGACAAGUGCAGAUCUUAAAUUGUUAGAAAAUGGUGACGUGAUUUUUGCAACACCUACUCAAUGGGAUGUUAUGUCUCGUCGAUGGAAACAACGAAAAGCCGUUCAGUCAGUAGCAUUGUUUAUUGCUGAUGAAUUGCAUUUAAUAGGGAGCGAUGUUGGACCAACCUACGAAAUUAUUGUAUCACGAAUGCGCUAUAUUGCUCAUCAAACAAAAAACCCGAUUCGCAUUGUUUGUUUGAGUACAUCUCUAGCCAAUGCUCAAGAUCUUGGUGAAUGGAUAGGCGCAACACCGCAUACUAUUUUUAAUUUCCAUCCCAGUGUUCGUCCCGUACCUUUGGAGAUCCACAUUCAGAGUUAUAAUAUUCCACAUUUUGCUUCACUGAUGAUGGCGAUGGUCAAACCUACUUACGCCGCGAUCACUGCAUAUUCAUCUGAUCGACCCGCUAUUGUAUUUGUACCGUCGCGUAAGCAAUGUCGUUUAACUGCCGUUGAUUUGCUCACAUAUUGCGCAGCUGAUGGGGUAACAGACCGCUUUUUACAUGCACAUUUUAAGGAUGUAGAAAGUCUCUUGGAAAAUGUCAAAGACGAGGCUUUAGCUGAGACUCUCCGUCAUGGAGUUGGCUUUUACCAUGAAGCACUCGGAAAACAGGACAAGAAAAUUGUGGAACAAUUAUUUGAAAGCGGAGCAGUUCAAGUUGUUGUCGCAUCGCGCGACACUUGUUGGGGCUUGAAUCUGAGUUGUCAUAUGGUUGUCAUUAUGGGUACACAAUAUUUUGAAGGUAAAGAACACCGAUAUGCAGAUUAUCCAAUAACAGAUGUACUUCAAAUGAUGGGUAGAGCUUGUAGACCACGUCAAGAUGAUACAGGUCGUUGUGUAUUAAUGUGUCAGGCUAUCAAAAAAGAUUUUUAUAAAAAAUUUUUGUAUGAAGCCUUGCCUGUGGAAUCACAUUUAGAUCAUUUCUUACAUGAUCAUUUUAACGCCGAAAUAGUUACAAAAACUAUUGAAAAUAAACAAGACGCUGUAGACUAUCUUACAUGGACAUUUUUGUACCGUCGUAUGGUAGAAAAUCCAAAUUAUUAUGGCAUGCAGGGUUCAGAUCAUAGACAUUUAUCGGAUCACUUAUCUGAACUAGUGGAAACAACAGUAAAUGACCUCGCUGCUUCAAAAUGUAUUAUGCUUGAAGAUGAAUUGGAGGUUUCACCACUUAACUUGGGCAUGAUAGCAGCUUAUUAUAACGUCAGUUACAUUACGAUUGAAAUGUUUAGCAUGAGUUUGAAUGAAAAAACAAAACUCAGAGGACUUUUAGAAAUUAUUUCUUCUGCUGCAGAAUUUGAAUCUAUUCCUGUUAGACAUCAUGAAGAUACCGUUCUCAAGAAAAUAUAUGAUCGUCUCCCAGUCAAGCUCGGUAAUCCUAAAUUUAAUUCCCCACAUAUUAAAACAAAUGUUCUUUUACAAGCACAUUUUUCAAGAACACAAUUGCCACCAGACUUACAAUCUGAUCAAACUACUGUUUUGGGAAAGGUUAUUCCCUUGAUCCAAGCAGUUGUUGAUGUAAUAAGUUCUAAUGGGUGGCUAAAUCUUGCAUUGUCAGCCAUGGAACUGGCACAAAUGAAUGUUCAAGCAAUGUGGGAUCGAGACUCUCCGUUAAAACAGAUUCCAUAUUUUACCUCCGAAGUCAUUAAGCGAUGUGAAGAUCAAGGUGUUGAAUCCGUUUUUGAAUUUAUGGAGCUCGAAGACGAUGCUCGCAAUGAUAUACUACGUAUGGACGUGCGACAAUUGCGUGAGGUUGCUCGCUUUGUUAAUCGGUAUCCAAGUAUUGAUGUUAAAUUUUCUGUGAGAGAUGAAGACGAGCUCGUUUCAGGCUCUCAGGGCAUGUUAGACAUUAAACUUCAACGUGAAGUCGAAGAUGAUGACGAGGAAUCUGUAGUCGGACCAGUUAUUGCGCCGUUUUUCCCUCAUAAAAAGGAUGAAGGAUGGUGGAUUGUUAUCGGUGACACUUCUAAAAACUUGUUACUUGGUAUUAAGCGUAUCACUUUGAAUAAAUCGCUAAGUGUGAAAUUGGACUUUACUUGUCCUUCAGAAGCUGGCGAACACCUUUUAAAAAUUUAUUUUAUGUCAGAUUCGUAUAUGGGAUGUGAUCAAGAGUUUGAUCUUCAGAUAACAGUUCAAGAAGGUGCUGAUGAUAGUGAAGAAGAGUAA
Messenger RNA from Cetraspora pellucida, 6570 nucleotides. The record is from the annotation of a GenBank genome assembly. NCBI's taxonomy places the organism in Eukaryota, Fungi, Glomeromycota, Glomeromycetes, Diversisporales, Gigasporaceae.